GGUCGCGCGUACUCCUCCUCCCAAGUAGGGAGCGGGCGCAUGAUGGCGGCCGCGGCGGCAGCGGCUGCGGGGAGCUCCAGCAGCGGCGGCGGCGGCGGCGGCAGCGGCAGCAGCAGCAGCAGCAGCGACACGUCCAGCACCGGCGAGGAGGAGAGGAUGCGGCGCCUCUUCCAGACGUGCGACGGCGACGGGGACGGAUACAUCAGCAGAAAUGACUUGCUAAUGGUCUGUCGCCAGCUGAAUAUGGAAGAGUCUGUGGCUGAGAUCAUGAACCAGUUGGGAGCAGAUGAAAAUGGGAAGAUUUCCUUUCAGGAUUUCACAAGAUGCCGCAUGCAGCUUGUUCGAGAAAUUAGGAAGGAGGAAGUAGAUCUUUCUGCAAAGUCAGACAACUCCUGUACAAAGAAGCUGAGGGAUAGAAUUGCUUCCUGGCCCACGAGCAGUGACAACAGUUUGGGUGCCUUAUCAGCAGCCAGGGAGAGCUGGGAAUACGACUCUGGUGCCAGGGACCUCCAGAGCCCGGAUGUGCAGAGCCAGUCAGCCCUCCAGAAGCUGCUCGAGUAUGGCGGAAGCUCUUUGCAUCAGCAGGCUGCUCUCCACAAACUGCUCACACAGUCCCCGCACAUUGGCAACUCUGUAGGAGGAAGCUAUCUAGAGCUGGCCAACACACUCCAUUCAGCAGCCCUGGCAUCACUAAAGGGAGAUAUAGUGGAACUUAAUAAACGUCUCCAGCAAACAGAGAGGGAACGGGACCUUCUGGAAAAGAAAUUGGCCAAGGCACAGUGCGAGCAGUCCCACCUCAUGAGAGAGCAUGAGGAUGUCCAGGAGCGAACGACACUUCGCUAUGAGGAACGCAUCACAGAGCUCCACAGCGUCAUUGCGGAGCUCAACAAGAAGAUAGACCGUCUGCAAGGCACCACCAUCAGGGAGGAAGAUGAGUACUCAGAACUGCGAUCAGAACUCAGCCAGAGCCAACACGAGGUCAACGAGGACUCUCGAAGCAUGGACCAAGACCAGACCUCUGUCUCUAUCCCCGAAAACCAGUCUACCAUGGUUACUGCUGACAUGGACAACUGCAGUGACCUGAACUCAGAACUGCAGAGGGUGCUGACAGGGCUGGAGAAUGUUGUCUGCGGCAGGAAGAAGAGCAGCUGCAGCCUCUCCGUGGCCGAGGUGGACAAGCACAUUGAGCAGCUCACCACAGCCAGCGAGCACUGUGACCUGGCUAUUAAGACAGUCGAGGAGAUUGAGGGGGUGCUUGGCCGGGACCUGUAUCCCAACCUGGCUGAAGAGAGGUCUCGGUGGGAGAAGGAGCUGGCUGGGCUGAGGGAAGAGAAUGAGAGCCUGACUGCCAUGCUGUGCAGCAAAGAGGAAGAACUGAACCGGACUAAGGCCACCAUGAAUGCCAUCCGGGAAGAGCGGGACCGGCUCCGGAGGAGGGUCAGAGAGCUUCAAACUCGACUACAGAGCGUGCAGGCCACAGGUCCCUCCAGCCCUGGCCGCCUCACUUCCACCAACCGCCCGAUUAACCCCAGCACUGGGGAGCUGAGCACAAGCAGCAGCAGCAAUGACAUUCCCAUCGCCAAGAUUGCUGAGAGGGUGAAGCUAUCAAAGACAAGGUCCGAAUCGUCAUCAUCUGAUCGGCCAGUCCUGGGCUCAGAAAUCAGUAGCAUAGGGGUAUCCAGCAGUGUGGCUGAACACCUGGCCCACUCACUUCAGGACUGCUCCAAUAUCCAAGAGAUUUUCCAAACACUCUACUCACACGGAUCUGCCAUCUCAGAAAGCAAGAUUAGAGAGUUUGAGGUGGAAACAGAACGGCUGAAUAGCCGGAUUGAGCACCUCAAAUCCCAAAAUGACCUCCUGACCAUAACCUUGGAGGAAUGUAAAAGCAAUGCCGAGAGGAUGAGCAUGCUGGUGGGAAAAUACGAAUCCAAUGCCACAGCGCUGAGGCUGGCCUUGCAGUACAGCGAGCAGUGCAUCGAAGCCUACGAACUCCUCCUGGCGCUGGCAGAGAGUGAGCAGAGCCUCAUCCUGGGGCAGUUCCGAGCGGCGGGCGUGGGGUCCUCCCCUGGAGACCAGUCGGGGGAUGAAAACAUCACUCAGAUGCUCAAGCGAGCUCAUGACUGCCGGAAGACAGCUGAGAACGCUGCCAAGGCCCUGCUCAUGAAGCUGGACGGCAGCUGUGGGGGAGCCUUUGCCGUGGCCGGCUGCAGCGUGCAGCCCUGGGAGAGCCUUUCCUCCAACAGCCACACCAGCACAACCAGCUCCACAGCCAGUAGUUGCGACACCGAGUUCACUAAAGAAGACGAGCAGAGGCUGAAGGAUUAUAUCCAGCAGCUCAAGAAUGACAGGGCUGCGGUCAAGCUGACCAUGCUGGAGCUGGAAAGCAUCCACAUCGAUCCUCUCAGCUAUGACGUCAAGCCUCGGGGAGACAGCCAGAGGCUGGAUCUGGAAAACGCAGUGCUUAUGCAGGAGCUCAUGGCCAUGAAGGAGGAGAUGGCCGAGUUGAAGGCCCAGCUCUACCUACUGGAGAAAGAGAAGAAGGCCCUGGAGCUGAAGCUGAGCACGCGGGAGGCCCAGGAGCAGGCCUACCUGGUGCACAUUGAGCACCUGAAGUCCGAGGUGGAGGAGCAGAAGGAGCAGCGGAUGCGAUCCCUCAGCUCCACCAGCAGCGGCAGCAAAGACAAACCUGGCAAGGAGUGUGCUGAUGCUGCCUCCCCAGCUCUGUCCCUAGCCGAACUCAGGACAACGUGCAGCGAGAAUGAGCUGGCUGCGGAGUUCACCAACGCCAUUCGUCGAGAAAAGAAGUUGAAGGCCAGAGUUCAAGAGCUGGUGAGUGCCUUGGAGAGACUCACCAAGAGCAGUGAAAUCCGACAUCAGCAAUCUGCAGAGUUCGUGAAUGAUCUAAAGCGGGCCAACAGCAACCUGGUGGCUGCCUAUGAGAAAGCAAAGAAAAAGCAUCAAAACAAACUGAAGAAGUUAGAGUCGCAGAUGAUGGCCAUGGUGGAGAGACAUGAGACCCAAGUGAGGAUGCUCAAGCAAAGAAUAGCUCUGCUAGAGGAGGAGAACUCCAGGCCACACACCAAUGAAACUUCGCUUUAAUCAGCACUCACGCACCGGAGUUCUGCCCAUGGGAAGUAAACUGCAGCAGGCCACUGGGGACAGAAGGGCCCAUGUACUUGUUGGGAGGAGGAGGAAAGGGAAGGCUGGCAGGUAGGUCGGCACUUGGACAAUGGAGUGCCCCAACUCAACCCUUGGGGCGACUGGCCAUGGUGACAUUGUGGACUGUAUCCAGAGGUGCCCGCUCUUCCCUCCUGGGCCCACAACAGCGUGUAAACACAUGUUCUGUGCCUGCUCAGCAGAGCCUCGUUUCUGCUUUCAGCACUCACUCUCCCCCUCCUCUUCUGGUCUGGCGGCUGUGCAUCAGUGGGAUCCCAGACAUUUGUUUCUGUAAGAUUUUCCAUUGUAUCCUCUUUUUGGUAGAUGCUGGGCUCAUCUUCUAGAAUCUCGUUUCUCCUCUUUCCUCCUGCUUCAUGGGAAAACAGACCUGUGUGUGCCUCCAGCAUUUAAAAGGACUGCUGAUUUGUUUACUACAGCAAGGCUUUGGUUUCCAAGUCCCGGGUCUCAACUUUAAGAUAGAGGCGGCCAUAAGAGGUGAUCUCUGGGAGUUAUAGGUCAUGGGAAGAGCGUAGACAGGUGUUACUUACAGUCCCAGAUACACUAAAGUUACAAACAGACCACCACCAGGACUGUGCCUGAACAAUUUUGUAUUGAGAGAAUAAAAACUUCCUUCAAUCUUCAUUUUGGAGGCAGGGCUGGGAAGGGAGCGCUCUCUUGAUUCUGGGAUUUCUCCCUCUCAGUGGAGCCUUAUUAAUAUCCAAGACUUAGAGCUGGGAAUCUUUUUGAUACCUGUAGUGGAACUAAAAUUCUGUCAGGGGUUUCUUCAAGAGCUGAGAAACAUUAUUAGCACUUCCCGCCCCAGGGCACUACAUAAUUGCUGUUCUGCUGAAUCAAAUCUCUUCCACAUGGGUGCAUUUGUAGCUCUGGACCUGUCUCUACCUAAGGACAAGACACUGAGGAGAUACUGAACAUUUUGCAAAACUUAUCACGCCUACUUAAGAGUGCUGUGUAACCCCCAGUUCAAGACUUAGCUCCUGUUGUCAUGACGGGGACAGAGUGAGGGAAUGGUAGUUAAGGCUUCUUUUUUGCCCCCAGAUACAUGGUGAUGGUUAGCAUAUGGUGCUUAAAAGGUUAAAUUUCAAGCAAAAUGCUUACAGGGCUAGGCAGUACCAAAGUAACUGAAUUAUUUCAGGAAGGUCUUCAAUCUUAAAACAAAUUCAUUAUUCUUUUUCAGUUUUACCUCUUCUCUCUCAGUUCUACACUGAUACACUUGAAGGACCAUUUACUGUUUUUUUCUGUAGCACCAGAGAAUCCAUCCAAAGUUCCCUAUGAAAAAUGUGUUCCAUUGCCAUAGCUGACUACAAAUUAAAGUUGAGGAGGUUUCUGCAUAGAGUCUUUAUGUCCAUAAGCUACGGGUAGGUCUAUUUUCAGAGCAUGAUACAAAUUCCACAGCCUUCUGUUCGCUGGAGGAUACUCCAGCCACCAGUUCGGAGGGCAGACAGCUGUAUCCUAAAAGCAACCACUGAGAGGCCAGCAGUGAGGCUGCCCAUCUCCAAAACGAAACAACAGAUCAACUGGUAUCAGUCUAGAAGGACCAGCUUUGGGGUGCUUUGAUCACUAUGAAAAUGUUCACUGGUUUCUGUCAAUCAUUUGGUCAAAGUUAGUUCCUGUGAUUUUUUUUUUUUUUUUUUGAGAUGGAGUUUUGCUCGUCACCAGGCUGAAGUGCAGUGGCGUGAUCUUGGCUCACUGCAACCUCUGCCUCCUGAGUAGCUGGAAUUACAGGUGCCCGCCACCAUACCCAGCUAGUUUUUUUGUAUUUUUAGUAGAGACAGGGUUUCACCAUGUUGGCCAGGCUGGUCUCGAACUCCUGACCACUGAUCCACCCACCUCGGCCUCCCAAAGUGCUGGGAUUACAGGCAUGAGCCAAUGUGCCUGGCCAUUCCUGUGAUUUUUUAGAAUUUUUCACUUUUCAUAUAAAGUUGCAUUUUAUCAUGAGGAAAAUGUUUUGGCUGAAAAACAUAUGCCCCAAAAAAAAAAAAAUCAGUUUUCACUAUUUUUCCAGCUUGCCUAGGGAAACGUCCUCCCCUGAGCAAAGUGGGAUGUGCAUGGCUCUUUUUUGUGAUUAAGCAGGCAUCAAAUGGGCAGUUUUCAUUUUCACUGACACAGAAACAUGUGGCUGAAGCAGGAAUAAAAUCCUGCCUACUGACUUCUGUCUCCAUUCUUGCUCCAGGUAAAAUCAGAGAACCUCCCCUUCUCUGAGAAUUCCCCCAGGCAGAGGCGGCUCCAGCUCCUGUUAAGGGCCCCAGUUUUACUCAUGCUACCUGACCUUAGUUUUAGUACUUUCAAAUGUGAUUUGGGUAAAAACUAUUUUGCAGGCAAAAGUGUUAAUUUUUUAUAAAUAUGUAUAAUAAAAAAGCUAUAAAAGUUUUUCCUUUUCUUGUAUUUUUCAAAUACUCCCCAAGACACAAUCCUUGAAGGUGAACUAGGUGGCACUUGAUUAUGCUAAUUGUGGGAGCUACUGAACUAAACUAUACUGAUUAAAUUAAAUGCUUGCAGGUUCCUGGGUAAUUUUCCUUUGUGAAUAACCUGGCGCUACCUGAAUUUUUCUCUAACAAACAUCUCCAAUGAGGGUAAACAAUGAUCUUGAUUCUAAUUUAUAUGAGGUUAAAAACCUUCAGAUUUCGUAUUUUGAAUUGUUCUCCCUAGUUUCCUCAGUGGUUACCCCCUUUUAGUCAGUAACCAUCUCUGUUCAGAAUUCAGUCUUUGGCUUUUGAAGAAAUGGGCACAGAGCCAAAGGACCCAUUUCACAGUUCCCUUGGAAUAUAUUUCCCAUUGUUGGACUGAGGCAAACAAAACCAACUGUGCAAAUCACAAGCAAAAGAGACUUCUGUCCGUAGUUGCGAGUGCCAUCAGUGUGAGCUUACCAGCUACAAAAAUCUGUCAUGGACUGGGGAACAGUAUGAUUCCUUAUUGAAACUUUCAUCCUCAUCGGCUGGCUUGUCAGCGUUCUGAAGUUAAUAUCCAUGCUGCCUGAAACAAAUGUUAUGUUUAACUAGCACUUAACUUUUAAAAUUGCUUAAUUCUCCUUUCAGAUGCAUGCACUAAGUCUUCUCUGAGCCUGCAGCAAUAUUUUAGAGGGACCUCUUCUAAGUCAGAGCCUUGACAUUCUACUCCAAAAGGAAGUCCAAAUUAGAGCCCAUAGGCUUUUUCUUAAAAGCUGUUAAGGAGUAGUAAAGAAAGUUACCACUCUAAGGAAAACAUGAAACUAUCUGAAAGUCUUCUGGUUCCUAACUGGAUACAGAUUAGAUUAUUUUAAAUGAGAAAAAAGUGCACCGUAGUUACCCGAUCAAGAUUGGACUGCCUGUGUCCCUGGCAUGAAUUAAAGAACCUCCAUAGUUGCUUGUUCCCUUCUGAAGGUGUUUCCUAUGGCCCACGAGAAUUAUAAAGCAAUCACUUUUUAAGUCUAUCAGUCAACCUUAAUAGCUCUCAAGAGUUUCGAUUAUCAAGCUUUAAAGUGAUAACAUAUCAAGAUGACUAUUAAAAAAUAAACAUCUCUGAAAGUGUCCUUUCCUCCAUAAGGCUUUAAACAAUUUGCAAAUUCUUAAUUGGGAGUAUGUCCCAAUCAUUCUAUUAAACUAUUUACAGCUCUACCUACUUCUAGAUUCAGCAAACAGAGCUACUAGUUAGAGUAUUUUGAGAGCCAAAAUAGUAAGAGACUUCUGUAAUGGUUGAGAUUUCUGCACUGACCUUAAUUAGGGUACCGCCAUAGGGCUACCAAAGUUUUUAGUGAGGGCUGGGGAGGUGGAGCAUAAGUAACAUUUUUUUUCUGCAGAAGGUGAUGGCUUUGUAGAACACUAUAAAAUUUUUCAGGAAAACAUACAGCAAAUUUUCUUAUCCAGUGGGAACAGCCUAUUUGACAAGGAAUGAUAUACAAGUUUGAUUCACCUUUGAGCACUCUUAUAGAGUUUACAGAAGAGGCGUAACUGGUUACAAAACAAAAGUUACGCCUUCACUAUCCAGUUCUUAAAGUUUAUCCACAUCCUACAAAUCUUAUGUUCAUGUAGGUCAGGUUAAAGUAAGCUCCAAACUUGUGGCCUUCAGAAGCAUCUCCUGUUUAACACACCUGAAAUUACUCUAACUUAAUACAUUUGUAUUCUCUAAGAAAUAAUGCUGACUGCUGUCACCACAGCAUCACUGAUCUCUCAGUGGCUGUUAAAAUAUAAACAAGUGGAAAAAAAGUAUACAAGUUGAUAGCAGCUGUUCAUGUAUUCUUGUUUUGCUAAUACCUGUGUAGAGAAAGACAGUUUCACAUGCAGAUCACCAUACAUUUUUGCUUAAAGGUUACACUGGGUAAACUGUUUGUUUAUCACAUUACAUCUGGGUGAGAUUUUGCAUGUGACCAAGAGGAAGAAAUCAUUCAGUCCCGGAAAUAGCAACUGCUAUGUAAAACCACAUCCUUGACUAGUACUUCAUCUUUCCACAGUCAUCCAUCUGCUAAUCAGGUGAAAUAUCAGCUCAGCAGAACAAAGCAAGUUAUACACAAAUUUCCCCCACAUUCACACUGAUGCCGUACUUAGUAAUUCUGGUUCUACCAUUCCCUUUUGCACUUUUUGCAAGUCAAAUUCAUGUGGAAAAAUGUUCUGUUUGUAGAACUCAUAGUAUUCACUUAUAGUGCUCAUGUCAGGAAUGGCAAGUGAGUAAGAGCCCCUGAUAAUCUGCUUUUGUUAGAACGUAAUGCAAAGAUAAUAAAACAUGUCCACUUCUUUUCUAGUUCUAAUCAGUUUUUAGACAUCAAGAUUUAUUUACUUUGCAUGAGAUUUGUUUCCUAUUAUUUGAAUAUGUGCUAUACACUUGAAUUAGAAAAACCUGCUUGAAUGUAUUGUCAGUUAUUAAAGCACAUGUGACUAAGUUUGCAUUUGUCAGUAUUGUUCUACUGUUUGUACUGAAAGUCUCAUUUUAAAAUUGCUACUUAACACUGUACUAUACCUUGUAAUUUUUUAGAUUCUCCACUUGUAUUCUUUAAAUGUUUCCAGAUGCCUUUAGUUUUAGCUGCUGUAAAAUAGCUACUUUGCGUUAUUUGAUAUAGAAUUGUUUUUUAAAAACUCCAUUUAUUUAUACAGAGACAUUUAUAAUAUUUUACAAACAUUCUUAUAUUCUGAAUAAAUAUUUCUAAUUCCA
This is a messenger RNA of Homo sapiens (human), 8295 nucleotides long. It is a transcript of the gene MCC, whose product is annotated as MCC regulator of Wnt signaling pathway. Lineage: Eukaryota; Metazoa; Chordata; Mammalia; Primates; Hominidae. Gene Ontology annotation, cellular component: plasma membrane; cytoplasm; nucleus. The coding region runs from base 40 to 3099 and encodes 1019 amino acids. The transcript has 19 exons. The record is from RefSeq and is marked reviewed.